GAUAGUUAGUGAUGGGCUGCCUCAGGGCUGAAACGCGCUUCGAGGCGCCCGCUGGCCAUCAGCAGCGACACGUAUUUUCACCUAAUGCUAUCGAGCCAGGGGCCUCAUCUGUUAGGCCGCUACCUGCCGGAGCAGUCGAUCCAGCAAUGCUCUGCAAGGUGAGGCAAUACAAUCGCCCGCAAAUCAUUUCCCAUGUGGUGGGGAUGCGUUAACAGGGCGGCCGAGAAUGUGGCUUGCUCCGGGAUGUACUUGGUAGGUAUCAGGUAUCUCGUGUUUUCGAUAAUCUCCGUCCAGUAAGUAGUACUUUUCGUUUCUCUCCUUCGCAUUCGUUUUGUUAUUCUCUUUCCUGAGGCUGCCGAAGCUUGAACUGAACGCCGCAAUACCAAUAUCCCUGCCUCAACUUCCCUAACCAUGGCGGCUUCCCAGCCGUCGCCACCGAGUUCUCCCCCAGGCGAUGGCGCUGCUGUCGUGACCGAGAGGGCGGUGUCGAAGAGCGGCUCACACACUGAGCUACCGGUGCACCAGGGCGAUGUUGCUGGAGCUCGCGAUGGAAACGGCAGGUCAUCCAAGGCGCAGCUGUUCAGCGUCAAAGGAGCUGGCGAGAGUGGCCGGUCUGGCAUCCACCCCCUUCGCUUCUUCCGCAUCGCCUUCCGAUCCUCCAGCAAGGUCUCCAGCAUAGUCAAUAUCCUGUGGCCCAUUGUCCCCGCCGCGAUUGCCGUCCGAUACGCCCUCCCCGACAACCACCUGACCAUUUUCAUCCUGGCGUACAUCGCCAUGGUGCCUUGCGCCAACCUCAUAGGCUUUGCGGGACAGGAGCUCGCCAGGAAGGUCCCCCACGUCUUUGGGGUCUUGACCGAGACGACCAUUGGUUCGGUAGUCGAGAUCAUCCUCUUUAUGGUCUUGAUCACCCGGCCCGAGGAUCCUAGAGUCGACUAUGUCCAAGUCAUCAAAGCUGCGAUCCUCGGAUCCGUCCUUGCCACCAUGUUACUCUGCCUCGGUCUUUGUUUUAUCGCCGGGGGGCUGAGGAGGCAUGAACAGACCUUUAACGAAGCUGUUAGCGAAGCUGGUAGCGGUCUGUUGCUGACGGCUGGCUUUGGUUUGGCCAUCCCAACGGUCUUCGAGCACUCCCUCAGUUCGUCGACGUUGCCCGCCGAUGAGUUGGAGUCCAAGUCGAUCGACAUCUCUCGUAUCACGGCCAUCCUCCUCAUCGUAGCCUACCUUGUAUUUAUCUUCUAUCAGACCCGGACCCACCACGGCAUCUACGACGCCAUCUUCGAGGAUGACGAGAAGAAGGACCACGACCGGGCUCGGGACCUCCGCAAGGAGAAGCUAACCUUCACCGAGUGCGUCGCCGCGCUGGCCGUCUCUGUCGCGCUGGUUACCAUCAUCGCCAUCGCGCUGGUCGACCAGAUCCACUACGUGGUGGAGGACCGGCACGUCUCGGACGCCUUCCUGGGCCUCAUCCUCGUGCCGCUCGUCGAGAAGGCGGCCGAACACCUGACGGCCAUCGACGAGGCCUACGACAACCAGAUGAACUUUGCCCUCUCGCACGUCCUCGGCGCCACCCUGCAGACGGCCCUCUUCAACGGGCCCCUCGUCGUCGUCGUCGGCUGGGGGCUCGGCAAGCCCAUGGGGCUCAACUUUGAGGUCUUCGACCUCGCCGUCCUGCUGCUCGCCAUCCUCACCGUCGGGAACUUCCUCCGCGACCAGAAGAGCAACUACCUCGAGGGGUUUCUCUGCGUCAUCGUCUACGUCGCCGUCGCCGUUGCCGCUGCCUACUACCCGAACCCGCCCGGGCCGCAUGGUGAGGGAGGUGAAGGUGGAGGGGCCGUCGAGGGCGGUCAUUGAGAACCAACCCCCCAACCAGACCCGCCCUUUUUUUUCGGUUUUUUCGUUCUCGAGACGAUCUUUUUUUC
Phialemonium atrogriseum is the source of this 1916-nucleotide messenger RNA. RefSeq lists its product as uncharacterized. The transcript is spliced from 3 exons. NCBI's taxonomy places the organism in Eukaryota, Fungi, Ascomycota, Sordariomycetes, Cephalothecales, Cephalothecaceae. Gene Ontology annotation, biological process: intracellular calcium ion homeostasis; calcium ion transmembrane transport. Gene Ontology annotation, molecular function: calcium:proton antiporter activity. The coding region runs from base 412 to 1848 and encodes 478 amino acids. Gene Ontology annotation, cellular component: fungal-type vacuole membrane. The record is from RefSeq and is a predicted model, not a curated record.